Arabis nemorensis is the source of this 1140-nucleotide messenger RNA. The record is from the annotation of a GenBank genome assembly. NCBI's taxonomy places the organism in Eukaryota, Viridiplantae, Streptophyta, Magnoliopsida, Brassicales, Brassicaceae.
AUGGAUUUAGCGUUGGGGAAAAAGGGUUUUGAUUUUGCUCUGAGGAACAAAAAGUGGAUUUUACUAGCAGCAAGUGCUUAUGUUUCUUUUAGGGUUUAUCAUUCUCCUUCAAUUACCCAGAAAAGAAAACGAAUCUCUAAGCUUUUUACUCUUCUUCUCAAUCUCAUCGAAGCAGCUUCUGAUUCCGCCGAAUCGGUUAGUGUAAUCACUAAAGAUCUGACGCAAUUUCUCAGAUCCGAUUCCGAUCAAAUCCCAAACAGCUUCAAGCAGAUUUCCAAAAUCACCAAAUCAGACGAGCUCAAUUCGUCGUUAAUCCGAUUCACACAAGCCGUAACCGUCGGUUUACUCCGUGGGUACCGAUUAGAUUCCGGUAACGACGAUGAAUCCGGGUCGGGUUUUACAGAUCGGGUCAUGGAUAAGCUCUUCACGAAAUCCGGGUCGGGUUUUGCUUCGGCGAUUGUUGGUAGCUUCGCUAGAAACUUAGUCGUCGGUUACUAUUCCUCCUCUUCCUCUGUCUCCGGUGAAUCUCCGGUCUCGUCUAAAUUACUCGACGCGGUUUGCUCCGAUGACGGUAGAAAACUAAUCUGCGAUUGCGUUCAGCGUUUCGUUACCACUGCGGUUUCGGUUUAUCUCGAUAAGACGGUAGACGUCAACGUUUUCGACGAUUUAUUCGCCGGUUUAACCAAUCCGAAACACGAACAUAAAGUUAAGCAAACGCUCGUAACGCUGUGUAACGGUGCGGUUGAAACGUUUGUGAGAGCGUCUCGAAGACAGACCGGUACAGAACCGGAGUUAAACCGAUCAGGAUCAUCGUGUUCAGAUGAUUCAAGGCUGACGACCGUUGGAUCGACGAAACCGGCUUGGAUCGAUCGGGUAUCGUCGUCGUUGUUGGUACCGAGUAACCGGAAAUACGUGGUGGAUUUAACCGGGAGAGUAACGUUUGAGACGGUACGAUCGUUGUUAGAAGUGUUGAUUGAGAGAGCAAAUGGUAAAGUGGAGAGUUAUGUGGAGAAAGUGAGAGAGAGAGGAAACGAGACAAGGAGAUUUGUGAGAGUGAAAACAUCAAUUCUACAUAGUUUAUGUUUGUCUUUGUGUUUACAGAUUGUUGAAGCUCCAUGGAUGCUGACUCCAAGAAACUGA